AUGUCGGUCCAAUUCACGGAGCCAGACUUGCAGCCGACAUACCAGGCACUCAUCAAUGGGACUGCCGACUAUGACUGGGCGAUCUUCAACCAAGUCGGAAACGAGAUCAAGCUCCAAGGAACGGGGAAUGGGUUGGAUGACCUCGAGGAGGAAUUCAUGGAUGGACGUAUCCAAUAUGCUUUCGCGCGUGUAAAGGAUAAGAGCAGCGCGCUCGACAAGUUUGUCCUCAUCUCUUGGUUGGGAGAGGGUGUUCCCGAGUCUCGCAAGGGUCUUUACCACACCCAGUCUUCACAGGUGUCAUCCAAGUUCCUGAAAGGAGCGCACCUCGUCCUCCAGGCCCGCUCUGAUAUGGAUGUGACUCCUGCUCUCAUCCACAAGCGUAUCCAAGAGUCGUCCGGGUCAAAGUACUCAUCUUCCGCUGCUGCCCCUACGCCCGCGGCGCCUGCACCGAAAGCUGUGCCAAGCUUCCGACCUAGUCAGGGCUUGGGCGGAUCGCAGGGCAAGCCUGCCAACGUCUCCACGCCGGUAUCUACAUUCACCCGACCCACCCCAGCCGCUCCGGCUCCAGCGCCGGCCCCCAAGCCGCCCGUCCGCGAGCCCUCCCCACCUCCGCCGCCUCCUGUCGCAACUCGUCCUCCGCCUCAAGUCAGCACUCCGAAGCCUGUAUCUGCGGCAACUCCAGCUCCUGCACCUGCCUCUAGGGCUCAGGAUGAUGAUCGUAUCGCACCGGUUGGCACAGCAUACCAGCCGAUCAAGCUCACUCCUGGGAAGCUGGGCGGCAGGUGGAACCCAGGCGGCAAUCAGGACAAGGGAGAAGAGGACGAAGCACCGGCCGCGCCCAGUCUAAAGGACCGGAUGGCUGCCUUCAGCGGAGGUGCCAAACAGUCUACACCUGCCCCCGCGACUGGAUCCGCUGGAGGGGGGAAGAAGCUCACUUGGAGUGAGAGGCAGGCGGAGACCAAGAGGCAGCAGGCCGCUGAAGAUGCUGGAAGCACCGCUGCUAGUGCUGCUGCCGGAAUCGGUGCUGGCGCUGUUGCUGCAGCCAGUGGUGUUGCUGCUGUCGCCAUCGGUGGAGUCACCGCGGCUGUCAAGGCGGUCUCUGCUCCUCCGCCUCCGCCCCGACAGCAAGAGGAAUCUGAUGAGGAGACGUCUGCUCCCCCACCUCCUCCGCCUCCACCACCACCUCCCCCACCCAUGCCAAGCGCGGAGACGACCUCGGCACCGGCACCCCCACCUCGGUCGAUGCCUCCACCCCCUGCGGUUCGUGCCGUGCCACCUCGGCCUGUCGACUCUGACGACGAGAAGGAGGAAGAGGAGGAUGAUUGGGGAGCGCCUCCCCCUCCUGCACCUCCAGCGGCGUUCAGGCCGACUCCUAUGCAAGAGACUGAGGAUGAUGAGCCGUCCGCGCCACCGCCGCCACCGCCGCCUCCACCUCCACCACCCAUGCCUUCCAGAGACCCGCAAAUUCAAGAGCUCGGGCGUCUCAAGACGGACCUCGCGACGGAGGCAGCUCCGAAGGUUGGCGCUCCUCCCCCUAUUCCGAUGGCUACACGACCUGGAGGCGGCAUCACCAGUGCACCGCCGCAACCUGCUGCUGGUAAGGCCGCUAAAGCGCUCUACGACUACACGGCCGAUGAGGAGAACGAGAUUUCCUUCGCUGAGGACGAGAUCCUCACGCAGAUCGAGGAGGUCGACGAGGGCUGGUGGUCUGGUACCAAUGCCCGUGGCGAAUCCGGACUGUUCCCAUCCAACUUUGUCGAGAUGAUGGCUCCCGGUGCAGCCGAUGCGAUGGGUGCGCCCGAUGUCAACGAUGAUGUUCCCCCUCCUCCACCUCCGCCACCCGCACCUCCUGCACGUCCCAGUGAGGCCGCAGCUGCCCGCGAAGAGGAAGAGGCCGAAGAGGGCGAGUUCAUGGUUGCCCAGUAUGACUACGAAGCAGCCGAGGAGAAUGAGAUUGGCUUUGCGGAGGGUGAUAAGAUCACUCAAAUUGACAAAGUGGACACGGACUGGUGGGAAGGAACGUGUAAGGGUCAGAGGGGUCUCUUCCCGGCCGCGUAUGUAGUUCCGGCAGACCAGUAUGAGGGGUAG
This is a messenger RNA of Dioszegia hungarica, 2088 nucleotides long. RefSeq lists its product as uncharacterized. The coding region runs from base 1 to 2088 and encodes 695 amino acids. Gene Ontology annotation, molecular function: actin filament binding. NCBI's taxonomy places the organism in Eukaryota, Fungi, Basidiomycota, Tremellomycetes, Tremellales, Bulleribasidiaceae. The record is from RefSeq and is a predicted model, not a curated record. The transcript has 12 exons. Gene Ontology annotation, biological process: regulation of actin filament polymerization. Gene Ontology annotation, cellular component: cortical actin cytoskeleton; plasma membrane; actin filament.